GGCGGGGGUGGGACGGGACGGGACCGGACGGGACCGGAUGGCGCGGGGAGCGCAGAGCCCCAGCCCGGCCCGGUCCGGUUUAUCCGCCCGGUAUGCACCGCAGAGUUCGGGAACGUGGCCCGGCGGAACCCGCUGCGAAACGGUUCGGCGGCCACGACUUUGACUCGAAGAAGAAGAGAAAACUGGCAAAGAUUUACCAGGCCCUGAGCAGUGACCCCAUCGACGUGGCCACGCUGCGGUGCAUGGCCAUCGGGGAGGGAGGGCUCCUGACAGAUGAGAUCCGCUGCAAAGUGUGGCCAAAGCUGCUCAGUAUCAACACGGAUGAUCUGCCCCCUCUGCCAGGAAAGGAGCUGCGAGAGGACAACAAGGAUUUCCAGCAGGUCCUCCUGGAUGUACGGAGGUCCCUGCGCCGCUUCCCACCAGGGAUGCCAGAUGACCAGAGGGAAGGUUUGCAGGAGGACCUCAUCGACAUCAUCCUCCACGUCCUCAAACGCAACCCCCAGCUGCACUACUACCAGGGCUACCAUGACAUCGUGGUCACCAUCCUCCUGGUGGUGGGGGACAGGCUGGCCACUGCCCUGGUGGAAAAGCUCUCCACACAUCAUCUCAGGGCUUUUAUGAACCCAACGAUGGACAGUACCAAGCACAUUUUAAAUUACCUGAUGCCCAUCAUAGACCAGAUGAACCCUGAGGUGCACGACUUCAUGCAGAGUGCUGAGGUGGGAACUAUCUUUGCUCUCAGCUGGCUGAUCACCUGGUUUGGGCACGUUCUCUCUGACCUCAGGCACGUGGUCCGAUUAUACGACUUCUUCCUGGCUUGCCAUCCCCUGAUGCCCAUUUAUUUUGCUGCCGUGAUCGUGCUCCACCGGAAGCAGGAAGUCCUGGACUGUGAGUGUGACAUGGCCUCUGUCCACCACCUCCUCUCCCAGAUCCCACAGGACCUUCCUUACGAGACUCUGAUCAGCAGAGCUGGAGACCUUUUUGUCCAAUUCCCACCAUCCAGGCUGGCCAGGGAGGCAGCUCAGCAGCAGGCUGAACGAACCGCUGCUUCCGCUUUUAAGGACUUGGAGUUGGCAUCAGGGCAGCAGAGACGAGAUGCUGUGUUGAGGCAGUGCUUCAGGAAGUGGCCCCGAGGGGAGGAACGGACAAAAUCCAUCCUGGCAAAGCCCAGGAUGCCCAGGACCAGGACCAACCGUUUUGCCAAGCUGGCAGUGAUGGGGCUGGCAGUGAUGGGGCUGACGGUGGCAGCUGCUGUGGCGAGGAGUGCGCUGGAGUGGGCACCCAAGUUUGAACUGCAGAUUUUCCCCUGAAGCAGAGGAAGGACCAGCCCUGCCUCCUGCCCCCGUGGGAAGGGGAGAUGAUGUCUGGGGAAAGGACCUGUCCAGAAACCACCCGCCUGAAGAUGAGUUUGCUGCCUCCAGUGACACUUUUGGCCUUUGUGACAAAGACUGAGGGGAACCGGCCCGGCAGGACUGUCCCCCACCCCCAUGCUCCCCUUCUCUCCUCCCCCUGCAGGGGUGAGGGGUUGGGCACCACCAGAGGACCCAGAGCGAUGGACAGGUCAGGUUCUUCAGGGGAUGGUGUGAGAGGAGAGCCCUGGGUGGGCUCUGCUGGAACGGGGUGAUCGGUGUGGAGGGGAGUGUCACAGCAGAGAAAGGGGCUGUCACAGAGCCCUCUGUGACAUUCCUGUGCAGGCAGCCUCUGGUCCUUCCCUUUCCACAGCCUCCAAGCAGAGCCAAAGCCCUCCCAGAGCAGGGAGCUGGCUCCAGUGCAUUACACUCACUGCCUCCCUGCUGCCUCCUGUGCAGCCUGACCCACGAGUGGGGGAGCAGGACAGCUGGGGACAGGAGCAGGACAGCUGGGGACAGGAGCAGGACAGCUGGGGACAGCCCUCUCUUGCUGUUGCUCCUUCCUCAGGUCACAGUGAGAGCUGAGGUGUGUGCUGUCACAUACCAAAUCAUGUCACCACCAGAGCUGGUGGCACUGUCCCCCCACUGCAGGCUCUGCUGCAGAGAAAGGCUCUUUCCAGCUUGGGAAACACUUUGCACAGGACAGAACUCGUUGGCAGUGGGAAGUCUGUCUUAAAUCUCCCCCGUGAGCCAUCAGGCUGCAGUGUCACCCUUCGAAAUGACACAAGUUGAGGGUAUUUUCCUGGAAAGGCCACCCCCAGCCCUGCACAGCUCCCAUUGCCCCCCAGCCCUGUGCAGCCCCAGUGCUCCCCCCGCUCCCAGCUCAGCAGCAAAUCCUCCUGCAGGACUCAGUGUCCCACUGAGACGAAGCCAACAGACACUCUAUGCCUCUACCUCUCCCCUGAGCUCUUCAACCUCCUUCAAGUGCCCUUACCCAUCCCCUACCCCCCCUGCAGCCCCCCACCCUUGCUGUGUUGUGCUCAAAGCCAUCUGUGCCGUGCCCAGGGACUGCACACCCCAGAACCUGCUCUUGGCUGAAGAGUUACAGAUUUUAGGAUAGAAAAGGAAACCGGUGUCCUGGGGAAGCUCAGCACCCUCCUGUCCCAACCCCCAGCCUGUCACCUGUCCCCUGGCUCUCCGGAGGUGCCUUGGUGGCUGGAGGGCAUGCUGAGAGUUGUCACCCAGCCCUGCCCCCUCCCCAGGGCAGCAGGGCAGGGGGUGGGGGGUCUGGAAUUCAGCACUUUAGAAAUGGGUGGUGCAGGAGAGGCUGUGGUGAUGGGGGUGUGGGGGGAAGGGGGUCUCUCAGUGGUCCCAGGACCCCUCUGUACACUCCCCACUGCCCCCAAGGAGAGAGUGGCUGGAGGACCCUGCUCAAGAGAAGCCCCUGGGCCCCCCCCCCACUCUCUGGCCUUGUUGCACUUUAGUUCUUGUGUUGUCCCCAAGGAGAGGAAGGGGCUGGGAGGUGACAGUCACUGCAGGUGCUCCAGUUCCUCUGUACAGACUUUACAGACCUUUGUAAAUGCAGAUUUGUACAAACUCUAAACUGUGUAAAAUAAAAAGUUACUAA
This is a messenger RNA of Calypte anna (Anna's hummingbird), 2976 nucleotides long. RefSeq names its product TBC1 domain family member 20 (gene TBC1D20). NCBI's taxonomy places the organism in Eukaryota, Metazoa, Chordata, Aves, Apodiformes, Trochilidae. Bases 93 to 1310 code for a protein of 405 amino acids. The transcript has 8 exons. Gene Ontology annotation, cellular component: endoplasmic reticulum membrane. The record is from RefSeq and is a predicted model, not a curated record. Gene Ontology annotation, molecular function: GTPase activator activity. Gene Ontology annotation, biological process: endoplasmic reticulum to Golgi vesicle-mediated transport; positive regulation of GTPase activity.